This is a messenger RNA of Colletotrichum spaethianum, 459 nucleotides long. RefSeq lists its product as uncharacterized. Lineage: Eukaryota; Fungi; Ascomycota; Sordariomycetes; Glomerellales; Glomerellaceae. The transcript has a single exon. The record is from RefSeq and is a predicted model, not a curated record. Bases 1 to 459 code for a protein of 152 amino acids.
AUGUCCGCUUUUGACCUCUGGACCCACGAGUUCUGCCUCGGCUGCGACAAGCAGACCGACGGCACCGCCUACUGCUCCGAGUCCUGCCGCCUUGCCGACUUCGAGAAGACGUCGACGCCCAGCUCGGUCGCCAGCUCGCCUGGCCUCAACGGCCCCUCGUCCCCUUGGGGCUCGAGGCAACAGGCCAACAGCUUCUACCUCUCGCCCGCCUACGACUUCUCCAACGCCCAGCCGUACGGCAGCACGCCCGCCAGACAAUCCUACCUCUCCUCCCCGAGGACGUCGUCCACCCGCCGCGCACUGACUACCUCGAGCUCAAAUUCGAGCCUUUGCUCGAUGCAGAGCACCACCUCGUCCAACACGGACGCCAGCCACCUGUCGGAAAAGGCCAAGAGGGAACUCCAGGCCUAUGCCGUGUCGUUCGAGCAGGCCAGACUUCAGCGCCGGCGAUCCGCUUAA